AAUUCUCUCCUUUCUUGAUUUGAUAGCUAUCAGAAGUUGUAUCGAACUUGUUUCUUUAUGAUACAACAUUUUGGCGGACAAGUUCUUACGAUGAAUAAUAGUGACAGUUUUAUAAAUUAUUUUAAAUUUUAGUGACAAAUUUGUUAAAAGCCCAUAAUGCAGUGAUCAAUUCGUUAAUAAAUGAUUCUACAGUAUUGUUGUAUUGGUUAAUGUUUAUGCGCCCAACUUGAUAUAUUACUCCUCUUAGGUCCCAGCUUCCUCUGCAAAACCCAACAUUAUCCCUCCAAACGCCCAACACAAAUGGAAGAGAUAACCCACAGAACUCUCCCCGACAAUGGCGUCAACAUGCACAUAGCUGAAAAGGGUCAAGGCCAAGGCAAUCCAGUAAUCAUGUUCCUCCACGGAUUCCCCGAGCUGUGGUUCACAUGGCGCCACCAAAUCCUCUGCGUCGGCUCCCUCGGCUUCCAUGCCGUGGCCCCUGACCUCAGGGGCUACGGGGACCCGACUCGCCCGACUCGAGCCAGGCCUACACGGGCCACCACAUCGUGGUCGUGGCUGACCUUGACACCUUGCGGCCCUGAGAUCAGGGCAUUUGCUUGCUUGAGUGUUCCUUUCAGGCCUAGGAAUCCCAAGAUGAAGCCUGUUGAGGGGAUGCGGCUUGUGUUGAAGAGGACUACUAUAUGUGCAGAUUUCAGGAAACCAAGUCCUCCAUGCCUAGCUAAAGCGAAUCCAUUUGGGAUCUGCCCUAAAAAUCCAGGGCCUUUGCCCUCUUGGCUUAAGGAAGAUGUAUUCAACUACAUUGUCAACAAGUUCAAUGAGACUGGCUUCACCGGAGGGCUCAACUACUACAGAGCCAUAGAUUUGAACUGGGAGCUUACAGAGCCAUGGACUGACGCACCGAUGAUGGUGCCGGUCAAGUAUGAGGUGGGAGACGAUGACAUGUGGUACACCACACCGCGGGUGAAGGAGUACGUGCAUGGUGGUGGUUUCAAGAAGAAUGUGCCAUUGUUGGAGGAGAUCGUUGUGGUGGAAGGAGUUGGUCACUUUCUCAACCAGGAAAGGGCAGGGGAGAUCGAUGUUCAUAUCCACAAGUUCAUCAGAAAGUUCUACUAGUCCUUUUGCUUAGUGCUUGUAGCUUCAUUGAGUUGCUUUCCACUUAAAAGAUUCCAGAUGAAUAUGCCUUUGUCAUCAUCUUAGUUUGAGUAUGGAUUUCUGUAAGAGUUUUCCCGUCUCUGUUGUCAUGAAUGCAACAGGAUCGAUUGUUGACUUUCGUGGUUUAGAGAAGAUGCUUCAUUUUUAUCAUGUGCUUGAAAAGAUUACACAGGACAAUACAAGACGAAACAAAACAAUAAUUUGUUCUAUUAGGUUAGAUCUGUGGCAUCACCAGCUUCAUCUGCAUGUUGAUCAUAAUACCCUACGAUUGAGAUCAAAUUAGAUAAACUAGCCGUAAUUCAACACAAUGUACCAAUGUGUUGCUGCAAUAACUAGAACGUGAAAUU
Linum trigynum is the source of this 1499-nucleotide messenger RNA. The record is from the annotation of a GenBank genome assembly. Lineage: Eukaryota; Viridiplantae; Streptophyta; Magnoliopsida; Malpighiales; Linaceae.